Messenger RNA from Pseudozyma hubeiensis SY62, 1482 nucleotides. RefSeq names its product DNA repair exonuclease rad1. NCBI's taxonomy places the organism in Eukaryota, Fungi, Basidiomycota, Ustilaginomycetes, Ustilaginales, Ustilaginaceae. Gene Ontology annotation, molecular function: double-stranded DNA 3'-5' DNA exonuclease activity. Bases 1 to 1482 code for a protein of 493 amino acids. Gene Ontology annotation, cellular component: nucleus; checkpoint clamp complex. Gene Ontology annotation, biological process: DNA damage checkpoint signaling; DNA repair. The record is from RefSeq and is a predicted model, not a curated record. The transcript has a single exon.
AUGCCCAUUGAGGUCUCAUCGGAUGCCGCCUCGGCUGCUUCAUUAACGGCAACACUGUCCGAUGUCACGGGACUCGCUAACCUGCUCAAAUCGGUGGCCAUUCAGACACACGCAGUCGUCAUCGCCUCGAGCUCAGGUUUGGAGAUCAUCACCGAGCUCAACCGCACCCUUCAGGCGCACGCUUACCUAUACUCGCAUAUGUUCGACUCGUACUCCUUCCAAAAGCCGCGCAUCGGAAAUCCAGCCUCCACACCAUCGAACAACCCUUCACGACCAAGAAAGCGCCUCAAGAAGGUAUCCGAGCAGGAGGGAUCUGCUGCCGACAACACCUCCUCUGCUACCUCUUCUGAUCCCGAAAGUAGCCAGCCAGAGGCGACUCGCAACGAUUCACACACACGACCGCGAUCGCAUGCAAACGGAUCCGACAGAAGCCAAGAUGAACCGGACAGCGUAUCUUUCGAAGUCAAUCUUCAGACAUGGAUCUCUUGCUUGAACAUUUUUGGCGGCGUGGGACCUUCUCGCCCACAUUCCAGCUCCACAGCCUAUGCAGGUUCUCGUCCAGACCAUACCGGCGGCGGCGCGCAGUCAACAGGACGCGCGUAUCCACGCACGCGCGACGGUACCGUCGAUCCGUACGGCGCUGACCGAGGCACAUCGGUCGAGCGUGUCCUCGAUCGUAACGCCUUCUCUCCUACGGCAAAAGCUACGCGCAUGAGGCUGACCUAUCAAGGUCAUGGCCAUCCACUCGUUCUCGAGCUCGAGCAGGAGACAAACGUGCUCACACGCGUCUCAAUAUCCACCUACGAGCCGAGCUUCCUCACAGACAUGGUCUUCGACCCGCACAACAUGGUGUCUCAAAUUAUCGUCGGCUCAGAUCUCAUGCAGUCUGCCUUCGCCGAGAUCGACGCAACCUGCAAAAAGCUUUCCAUCCUGAUAGCGUCGCCUGAUUUCGAACCGUCGCGCGAUCGCCACCACCGCAUCGAGACAUCGACGGGCGCGAGCGGGAAACCUUCCACCAGCAUGCUCAGGUUCAGAGCCAUCUCGGACACUGGAUCGUCAGAGAUGGAAUUUCCAGCCAGCAUUUCCUCGACCGACCCGACGGGUGUCAUCGAAAAAUUCGUUGCACUUCCUGGCAGCGACGAACAGUGGUAUGACUUCACGCUGCUCUCACGCACCAUGACCGUCUUGCGUUCUUCCAUCAAAACUUCUCUGCGCAUGGACGAAGCAGGUCUCAUCAGCUUCCAAUUCAUGAUGCCAAAGUAUCGACGCACCGUCGCCUCGGGUGCAGCAUUAGGCUCGGCUGCAGCUCAGGCUGCGCACGAUGAGGAGCAAGACGCUUUCUGCGAAUUCUUGGUGAGUAUCCAUUUCGACUCGCCCGAAUCCACCUCGUUCCGAAGCGCUGAAUUCCGCGGAUUUGCAUCCCGAACUCCUUCCACUGACUUCGCGAGCCGCCCGCGUUUCUCUAUUCUUCUAUUUUUGUGA